Messenger RNA from Alternaria atra, 3750 nucleotides. RefSeq lists its product as uncharacterized. Gene Ontology annotation, cellular component: cytoplasm; membrane. Lineage: Eukaryota; Fungi; Ascomycota; Dothideomycetes; Pleosporales; Pleosporaceae. The record is from RefSeq and is a predicted model, not a curated record. Gene Ontology annotation, biological process: phosphatidylinositol dephosphorylation. Bases 1 to 3750 code for a protein of 1249 amino acids. The transcript is spliced from 4 exons. Gene Ontology annotation, molecular function: phosphatidylinositol-3,5-bisphosphate 5-phosphatase activity; phosphatidylinositol-4,5-bisphosphate 5-phosphatase activity.
AUGUCUAUCCGCGUCCUGAUCAAAGAUUACCCACACCGCGCAAUCGCCCUUGCCACAUCGACGCACGCACUCGUCCUCCGACAUAGCUCAUCGACCACCGAGCAGAAUGGCAAUCCCAAUGCCUCAUCGACGUCGCUGGGGAGCAAUGGCGCCGGUGUCGCGCGCUGUAUGGUCGAGUUCACCAGGCUGGAGGAAAUCGAGCUAGAUGAUUACCGGGCGCUACACUCAGUCCAAGUACACGGCACAUUGGGCUUGAUUACUGUGAAUAGUGAUGUCUUCCUAGUCGUCGUCAAUGGCGCGAGCAAGGUGGCCACGGUACGGCCUGGCGAGACGGUGCAGAGGAUACACUCAGUCGGCUUCUACUGCUUAACCAGCACGAGCUACGACACCCUGCUCAACGACGAAGUCAACCCCUACCCUACCGACACCAUCGACGAUGAAGGAUAUGAAAUGGGCUUUGGUGGUAGGAAAGAGCAAUCGCCCAUGGAACACCCGUGCCUGGCGCUCAAGAAGAUCCUCAGUAGUGGAACCUUUUACUACAGCUCAGACUUCGACCUCACCCGACGACUACAAGACCGUACGACCGAUGCCGCGACCGUUUCGAUCGAUAGCCUAGAUGCUGGCUUUCUAUGGAACUCAUACAUGAUCCAGCCACUGGUAGACUUCAGAAGUCGCCUUGCGCUUAGAGAGAAGGAGGCUCUGGAUGCUUCGGGGAUUCUGACAUCUGCAAUUCGGGGUUUCGCCCUUACCAUCACUAUCCCCAAAUCUUCCGCCCCUAUCAGAGUUCAAGACUCGGGAAUGCCAUCUUCCAUGACGCUGAUCUCAAGAUUAUCGUGCAAGAGGGCAGGGACAAGGUUCAACUCGCGAGGUAUCGACGAUGAUGGGAACGUCGCAAACUUUGUCGAAAGCGAGACAAUCUAUUGGGCGCCCUCCGGAGCCUGUUUCUCAUACGUGCAGGUGCGAGGAAGUGUACCCAUCUUUUGGGAACAGCAGGCUGGUCUGCUUCCAGGACAGCAAAAGAUCACCAUCACUCGGUCACCAGAAGCCACGCAACCCGCCUUCGAUAAGCACUUUGACAACCUGGAGCUGAGCUACGGCACAGUUCAUGUCGUCAAUCUCCUAAGCAACGAGAAACAGAACGAGCUAGAGUUGACGCAUAGAUAUCGCGGUCAUGUCAGAAACAGCCCGCUAAAUCAAGGGAGCGACCUCAAUGAUCGCCAGCACGAUCUCAUCAAGCUGACGGAAUAUGACUUCCAUGCCGAAACGCGGGGGCCAGGUGGCUAUGAGAUGGCUAGCAUGAUUGCUCAGUGGAUCCAAGAUUCUGCCGAAGGAUUUGGGUACUAUCUUUCUAAGGAGGUGGAUGAGGUUGCUAGGCACAAUGGAGAAAACUACGCUGUACGCCGGACAAUGAGCAUAUUACAACAGGAGGGUGUCUUCAGAACAAACUGCCUGGAUUGCCUUGAUCGAACGAAUCUUGUCCAAACCAUUAUCAGCAAGAUGGCCCUGGAGAUCUUCCUGAGUCACAAGGGCCUUCGAGCCAGUCAGGACUUCUGGGUCAGACAUUCAAGUAUGUGGGCAGACUGCGGCGAUGCUCUUUCGAAGAUCUACGCGGGUACUGGAGCGCUGAAGUCCUCAUUUACGCGAUCUGGGAAGAUGUCGCUUGCUGGCGCUCUGGCAGACGCUCGUAAGAGCGCCACUCGAAUGUACAUAAACAACUUUGCGGAUAAAGGGCGACAGAACACGAUCGAUAUGCUCCUAGGAAGAUUGAUUGGCCAGGUUCCAGUGCAUCUAUACGAUCCACUUAACGACUAUGUGGUCGCGGAGCUUACGCGAAGAUCUGCAGAGUACUCAGAGACCGAGAUGAUCAAUAUUCUGGUCGGUACCUUCAAUUUGAACGGAAAGACAAGUGGCAUCAAGAGCGAUCUUUCACCAUGGCUAUGUCCGGACGUCGACCCGUCACAACAAUGCCCCGAGAUAGUGGCUGUAGGGUUUCAAGAGAUUGUCGAAUUAAGCCCUCAACAAAUCAUGUCGACAGACCCGGACAGACGCGAAGCUUGGGAAGAAGCCGUCAGAGCGUGUUUAAACAACAACGCUGAGAAACACAGGAAGGAUGAGUACGUCAUCCUUAGAGGUGGUCAGUUGGUGGGAGCGAGUUUGUCGGUCUUCGUCAGGUCAGACUGCCUCAAGCACAUCAAGAAUGUUGAAGGCGCUUUAAAGAAGACUGGCAUGUCAGGUAUGGCCGGCAACAAAGGAGCUGUAGCUAUUCGAUUCGAGUACGCCAACACUUCGAUCUGCCUGGUCACAGCACAUCUUGCAGCUGGAUUUGCCAACUACGAAGAACGUAAUCGUGAUUACAAAACCAUCAGCCAUGGUCUACGCUUCCAGAGAAACCGAUCAAUCGAAGACCAUGACACAGUAAUAUGGCUCGGCGACUUCAACUACCGAAUAGGUCUGAACAAUGAAAAGGUUCAACGGCUAUGCCAUGUCGGUGAUCUGGAGACCUUGUACGACAACGAUCAGCUCAAUCUCCAGAUGGUUGCCGGUUUGACCUUCCCAUACUAUUCCGAGGCUCGUAUAACUUUCCCUCCGACGUACAAGUAUGAUCUUAAUAGUAAUCAAUACGAUACGUCGGAGAAAGCACGUAUUCCCGCUUGGUGCGACCGUGUACUUCGCAAGGGUGACAACAUCCGACAAAUACACUACAACGAUGCACCACUUCGCUUCUCCGACCACCGACCAGUUUAUGCAACCUUUCAGUUAUUGGUGCAGCGGGUCGAUGAAAAGAAGAGAGAUGCUGUGAAGGCGGCUUUGUACAGACAAAGAAGAGAAGUUGUGGGUGAUACUCAUGCAGCAGGGCGUUUGGGCGAAGAUGAAACAGAUGAUGAAGACUUGCUUGGAUACGAUAGCAUUGAGCCAGGGCUGCCACCUGCGAGCUCAGAUCGGAGGAAAUGGUGGCUUGACAACGGUUUACCGGCGAAAGCACGCGUAGAACCGCCAUCUAACAACCACUCUCCGAACCCGAACCGACCCAGCAACCCAUUCACGCCCAGUCCAGAACCAGAAUGGGUAGACGUCAAGCACCUGCCGAGCAGUCGCAGACCAGAGCCUCCGCCAGCGCGCGGCUCACAAAGAUCACGCACAGUCGACAUCGACGGCCCCUCCACAAGCUUGCCACUAACGCAGAAACCAGCGGCCCGCAAGAUGAUUGCUCCAUUAUAUCCGGGACAUGCCAAUCAAAUUCUCAGUUCAGAUGGUGCGCGGGACUCGCUCAACGACCUCCGACGCAGCGGCUCAAGCGCUUCCACGCACUCCAUGCCCAGCUUACCGUACCGCGCAUCAAACACGCUCCCCUCAACUCAAUCCUCCAACAAACCACAGGUACUCCGCAAACUAGCCCCACCACCAAUCCCUAACAAGAAACCCUCUCUCCUCUGUAAAGAUUCCUCACCAGGCCCAUCCUACGCCCCUCCUCCCCAAAGAUACCGGGAUGAUCCUCCAGAAGAAGAAUCAAGAGGAUAUCCCCCAACGCAAGCUAGGCGGUCAAUGGCACCGCCUCCGAAUCUGACAAGGAAACCAGUGCAGAAUCUCAUCGAUGAUGAUUUUGAGAAACCGGCUUUGCCGCCACGCACAGGGACUGGUGGGAGUAGUAGGAGUGGUGGUCGGGGAGGGCGGAGUUUGAUGGAUGAUGAGCCAGAGGACAUGCGCAACAUGGGUGGUGAUUGGGAAGUGCUUAGGCCUGCGCGUAGAUAG